Molecule: messenger RNA, 733 nt
Organism: Hibiscus syriacus
Lineage: Eukaryota; Viridiplantae; Streptophyta; Magnoliopsida; Malvales; Malvaceae
Product: universal stress protein PHOS34-like
Exons: 4
Coding region: 33-617 (194 amino acids)
Source: RefSeq, a predicted model, not a curated record
UAUGAAGGAAUUAGAAAAGGGCAAUUUCGGUGAUGAUGGAAACAACGAAAGGAAAGUCGCCGGCGCAGUUGGGAGAAGAAGGGGUUAAAGAGAUGAGAGUAAUGGUGGGUAUUGACGAAAGUGAUGAGAGUUUCCAUGCGCUCCAAUGGACCCUCGACCACCUUUGUGGUCGGAUCACUGGCACUGCUGCAGCUAACCAGGAUGGUUUGCGGCUCAUAACUCUCAGCCUAGUUCAUGUUCACCAGGGUUUCCACCGACUCUAUGUUCCUGCUGGACCAGGAGGUACAGUUUCAACAGCGUAUUACAUACCAGCUUCCGUUGAGGAAUCAAUAAAGAAAGGUCAAGAACAGAUUUCCAAAGCAUUACUCUCCCGUGCAUCCUAUCUGUGCAAAGAUAGACCGAAUGCUGCAGUGGAGACUUUGAUAUUUGAAGGGGACCCCAAGGAAAAGAUAUGCCGAGCAACCCAAGAAAUGCAUGUGGAUCAUCUUGUGGUAGGCAACCGGAACCUCGGAAAGAUUAAGAGAGCUUUCUUAGGCAGCGUGAGUGACUAUUGUGCACACCAUGCCAACUGCCCCGUCCUUAUUGUAAAGCAGCCAUCGAAAGAAGUAAGCAAGUGAAAGGCUAAAUGCAGUGGUGAAGGUCCCACUUGAGUUUUCUUCUCACUUAGAAAUGUGUUUUUUUCCCUUUUUUUCACGAGGAUAGAAUUGGCACCACUUGACUACAAUUUUUUUUU